AUGUUCCUGGAACUAAUCGAAUCCAUCAAACCAGCCAAAGGAAACUUCCUAGGACCUUCUGUUCUCACCAUUUCUUCCCAAUCCAUAAAGAGAAAGGCGGCUGAGGCGAUACCAACCAACGAUAAGAACGAGACUCGAUCUACCAAACGCAUCGCCUCAGCAGCUGCAGCAAUUCUAAAUUUUUCGGAAAACACCGCAGCACUUCCAUCACCACAAACCAAUAGUAACAGUAUGGAUUCUGAGGAUGAAUAUAUGUCUGGAGGAUCAAGUGAGGAUGACGUCCUCAUGGACGAAAGUGAGAAUGAGGAGGAGUCGGAAGAUGAAUUCGGUUUCGAAGAACCAGCACCAGAUAUCAGCUUCAAGGAUGAUAAUUCGCAAAAGAAGAAGAAGACCUUCGACAUAAACUACAAGAUUCAUCGUCCCGAAGAUAUUCAAGGCCAGCAGGACGAACUUGUCAAUGAAGUCAACAUGAUACUCGACAUUCGAAAAGAAGACGCAGCUAUUCUCUUGAGGCAUUUCAGGUGGAAUAAGGAACGCUUGAUUGAAGAUUACAUGGACCGUCCAGAAAAGGUUCUUGACGAUGCUGGGUUAGUAUCAAGCAAAUCCGGGCCACCUAAACUCGAGGUCUUGUCAGAUUUUGUGUGCGAUAUCUGCUGCGAGGACGAAGCCGGAUUAAAAUCGUUCGCGAUGAAAUGUGGACAUCGAUACUGCGUUAACUGCUAUAAUCACUACUUGAGUCAAAAGAUCAAAGAGGAGGGAGAGGCAGCUCGUAUUCAAUGUCCUCACGACGGGUGCCGACGAAUCAUGGAUAGUCAUUCUCUGGAUCUACUUGUCGCCGCAGAUUUAAAGUCACGAUAUCACGAACUUCUCACGAGAACAUACGUUGAAGAUAAAGAAUUCCUGAAAUGGUGCCCAGCUCCGGAUUGUCAGAACGCUAUUGAGUGUGGCAUCAAGAAGAAAGAUCUCGAUAAAGUCGUCCCCACAGUUGCAUGUGAAUGCAAGCAUCGCUUUUGCUUUGGUUGCAUAUUCGCGGAUCAUCAGCCUGCACCUUGUACACUGGUCAAGAAGUGGUUAAAAAAAUGUGCAGAUGAUUCGGAAACUUCUAACUGGAUUUCUGCCCACACAAAAGAAUGUCCGAAAUGUAAUUCUACCAUCGAGAAGAAUGGGGGGUGCAACCAUAUGACAUGUCGGAAGUGCAAACAUGAGUUUUGUUGGAUGUGUAUGGGAUUAUGGUCGGAGCAUGGUACAAGCUGGUACAAUUGUAACAGAUUUGAAGAAAAGAGCGGCUCCGAAGCCAGAGAUGCUCAGGCCAGCUCCCGAAAAUCCCUGGAACGCUACCUUCACUAUUACAACCGAUAUGCCAAUCAUGAACAAUCAGCAAAGUUGGAUAAGGAUAUUUACCAUAAGACGGAGAAGAAAAUGAUUCAACUCCAAUCUGCCUCUGGAUUAUCUUGGAUUGAAGUUCAAUAUCUAAACUCCGCCAGUCAAGCCUUACAAACUUGUCGUCAGACUCUCAAAUGGACCUACGCCUUCGCUUUCUAUCUUCAACGUAACAAUCUCACCGAGAUGUUCGAGGACAAUCAGAGAGAUCUCGAGAUGGCCGUUGAAGCUUUGUCUGAAAUGUUUGAGAAACCAGUUGCAGAACUUGCUGCCCAAAAGUUGAAGGUAGAAAUUAUGGAUAAGACAUCUUACUGUAACAAACGUCGGGUCAUUCUACUUGCAGACACUGCCGAUAAUCUUGCCAAUGGUGCGUGGUCUUGGAGCACUACCUUCUAA
Molecule: messenger RNA, 1776 nt
Organism: Sclerotinia borealis F-4128
Lineage: Eukaryota; Fungi; Ascomycota; Leotiomycetes; Helotiales; Sclerotiniaceae
Source: the annotation of a GenBank genome assembly